Molecule: messenger RNA, 4180 nt
Organism: Schistocerca gregaria
Lineage: Eukaryota; Metazoa; Arthropoda; Insecta; Orthoptera; Acrididae
Product: peroxisome biogenesis factor 1-like
Exons: 2
Coding region: 956-3838 (960 amino acids)
Biological process (GO): protein import into peroxisome matrix
Cellular component (GO): cytosol; peroxisomal membrane
Molecular function (GO): ATP hydrolysis activity; ATP binding
Source: RefSeq, a predicted model, not a curated record
AUUCGUCGUUGCACUGCAGUCGCCGUUUUAGAGAGCGUUGCGCAGUGCGAUGCACGUUGGCGGUGCGGUUGUUCUUGACAGCCUUGCGUGCCGUGCGAAUUUUGGGCGAGAGGAGCGAUGAAGUUGAAGUUGAAGUUGAGGCCUUUCACGCACUGCUUUGUCAGUCUGCCGGCGGUGUGCAUUAGCCGAGCGUUGAGCGAGCAUCGAACGAGCGAGGGUCAGCGCAUUUUGAUCCGGAUAGAGCACGGAGAGUUGGGGUUCGUGCUGGCGUGGUCUGGAGACUGUGCUGGGUCGAGCGGGAGCGUUGAGAUUUCUAGCGAGCUUGCUGGUUGUUUGGGGUUGGAGGCAGAGGUGGACGUGGAUGUGUCUUUCGUGCCGCCUGGAUCGGUUGAGAGGGCUGGUAGGGUGCAGGUGGAGCCGGUUGAGGAGGGGGAUUGGGAGGUGGUGGCGUUGAAUAUGGCUUUUUUCGAGUCGCAGUUGGUGAAUCAGGUGGCCGUGCUUGCCGCGGGCUACACAGUGCCAGUAUGGGUGAAUCAGUCGGUGUGUGCGCGUAUAGCGGUCGUCGAUACCGUUCCGUCUCGGAUGGUGCAGUUGGUUGAGGGUUCGGAGGUUAUAGUGGUGCCGAGGAGGGGUGGGGGGCGAUUCGUCCGCGGGCGAGCGAGAAUCGGGCGUGGUGGAGGGGGUCAGAGGUGCGAGGUUGAGCACGGGAGUUGUGAGAAUUGAGAGGCAUUUCGACGAUGCCGAGGGUCCCGUGACUCGUCUUUUUUGCCGAAGAGGAGAUGUGAGGAGGUUUGGUUGGCAAGAGGGGUUGUUGGUGGCGGUUUUGCCAAUUAGGCCGAUUCGUGGGGAUGUGGCGAUUUUCUCGGGUGAGGGCGGUGGUCGCCGACCAGUGUACCUUCGCGUGGCAAGUCACCCGGAAGUUAGAGCGAGACACGCGCUUAUUCACGCGCACGCGAUGGCGACGUUGGGCGCUCAUUGUUUUUCGAGACUGCGCGUAAGACCGGAAAGGGGGUUCGAAAAUUGGGCGAGCAGAAUUCCGAGGAGUUUGUACUUCCAGCCGGUGGUGUUUGAAGAGGACGAGGAUCUGGAGAGCGACGGUUCGCAGUUGGAAGUUCCCGCGCUGCUGCGUGGCUUUGAGGCUUGGAUAGAGGCGAACGUGAUGAAUGGGGUGAAGGGAGCGAGUUGCUCAGCGAAGGAGGUGGCAGAUGAGUUGAGCGUUCCCGUUACGAACGGUCUUCUUUUUUGCUUGCAGGGCGGAAGUGGCUAUUACCGCGUCUAUUGCGACGCGAUGGAGCGCAUCGGGGCCGCCGAGGCGUUGCCUUCCGAGUCUGCGAGGAGGGCGGGCGCCGUUGGGGACUCGCUCGCGCGCAGUCCGUUCGAGUCGUUGAUCAAUUUGUUUGGCGGUCCGUUGGACGAGAAGAGGGGUCGGGAAGGGGGGGGAGGAGGCAGAGCAAAUUCAGUGGCGACGGAGCGGAAAAGGGAGCGACCGACUGAGGAGUGGCUGGACCGAGUAAUGGAGGACACUUCCGUUUAUUUCAUACCGAGGAACGUGAGGUUCGACGAAAGGUCGGUGGUCGUUGGCAAAAAAAAGCAGAUUCGGCGAAACAAGGAGUUGUUUUUGUCUUAUGGCAUUUUUCCGUCUAGUGUUUUACUGCCGAGCUUGGUUUUGCCUCGAGCGGUUUCUUGCUGCCCACCGCCGAAAAUCGCAGAGAUUGGAGGGCUGGACAGGGAGAUCGAGCGGUGCAAGUUGCACAUUGUUGGCGCGCUGUGUUGCCGUCGCCUCAAGAGGCGAAUUGGUGACAGUUGGUCCAAUUGUGUUAUUCACAUCUACGGCCAGCGCAGGUCCGGCAAGACGACGCUGUCCGUGUCUCUUGCUCACCAAUUCGCGCUUUGUCCCCGGUACCGCGCGUAUCCGGCCGUCUUUUCCGGCCUGGCGCGUUGCGGCAUUUCUUCAGAUGAGCUGCGUCGGGAACUCGCGCUGUUUUUUGAAGAGGCGAUCGCCCACCAGCCCUCGGUGGUGGUGUUCGACGAUUUGGACCUGUUGGUCUCACUGAAGGGCGAGCAUGAGUACGCGGCGGCGGAAGACGCGGUUCGGGCGCACGUGGUAUCGAGCGAGUUCGCGAAAUGGUUGCGUUUGAUUGCAAACGCUCGGCACAUCGUGUGCGUCAUCUUUACAUCUCUCGAGCGCUUUUCCCUGCCUCGAGAGCUUUGUCAGCCCGGUUUGGUCUCCGUGGAAUGCGCGACGCCCUCUCAGGAGUCGCGGGUUCAAAUUUUCGAGCGCCUCUUGGCGCGCAAGAAGCUGACGCUGGCGCCGAGCGUCGACGUGUCGUCGCUCGUGUCAAAGUGUGAAGGAUACACGGCGGCCGAUCUCGAGCAGUACCUCGACCGUGCGCUGCACGCCGCCUCGGUUCGCGUCGUCGACGCCGCCUCUCUCGGUGGUCGAGCGGUGGGCGCACAUAACGGAACGUCAAACGAAGUGUCAAACAAAACGUCAAACGAAGUGUCAAACAAAACGUCAAACGAAACGCCAAACGAAAUGUCAAAAACGUCAAACGAAAUGUCAAACGAAAUGUCAAAAACGUCAAACGAAAUGUCAAAAACGCCAAACAAAACGUCGAGCGGCUGUUUUCUCGCGUCCGACCGUCAAGUGUGCGAUUCGUCCUUUCCUCGGUGGAACUUGGCGCUCGAGGACUUCGACGCGGCGCGGCUCGGAUUCGCUCCCGCGAGUCUGAGAGGGCUGAAGCUUCAAGAGUCGGGCGUCACGUGGGCGGACGUUGGAGGCUUGGAUGAAAUUUGCGAAGAAAUUCGUCAACUCCUCGAAUGGCCGAUCAAGUACCAAUUUUUGUAUCGCCUCGUACCGAUUUCCAGAUGCGCAAACGUACUGCUCUAUGGUCCGAGUGGCUGUGGGAAGACGCUGUUGGCGCACGCCGCUGCCAAGGAAUGCGGCCUGAACUUUCUGAGCGUAAAGGGGCCCGAAUUGUUAGACAAAUAUAUUGGCCAAUCUGAGGCCGGCGUUCGUGAAUUGUUUUCUCGCGCGCGGAACGCAGCUCCUUGCAUGCUUUUCUUUGAUGAAUUUGAUUCAAUUGCGCCCCGUCGCGGCCACGAUCAAACGGGCGUCACCGAUAGAGUUGUUAACCAGUUUCUGACUGAACUUGAUGGCGUCGAAAGUCUCGAAGGUGUUCACGUCUUCGCCGCUACAAGUCGACCUGAUUUGAUCGACCCGGCCCUCCUUCGCCCCGGCCGUCUCGACAAGGCCUAUUACGUUCGCCCGCCAGCCUUCUCGGAUAGGCUCGCCAUUCUGAGCGCCGUCGGCCGCCAACUCAACUUCUCCGACGACGUGGACUUUUCUGUCAUCUCUUCUUGGACCGACGGAUACACGGGCGCCGAUUUGCGCGCCCUAUUAUACGACUCCCAGCUCCUGGCUAUUCAAGAAAGGCUUGACCGGCAACCCGCGGCCAACUCGCCCCAAGCUAGUCUGCCCCUCGCUCACCUGCUUCGCGUGGAUGUCCAAGGCUCCGAUUCUCCGGAAAAUCAAUCUCACUUGCUCCAGCGCCUGGAAACGAUUAAACAAAAGCUCGAAAAACGGCGAGAAAUCUCGAAUUUCUCCCUAACAAACGACCGGGUCAACACUUUCUCAGAAACCCGCGCUCGCCCCACGCCCAUAACCAUAUCCAUGCGCCACGUCAAAUCCGCCUUCUCGCGCCUGAAUCCCAGCACCACUCCGGACCAACGAAAGAAAAACGACCUACUCUAUUCCAGCUUUUCAGCCUCAAAAAAAAUGGAUGCUUCCACCGACGCCCAGCAACUUCUGCUGUGCCAGAAAGUGACCAUGGCUUAAAUCACCCUGUACAGCUUCGUUCUAGAUUCCCGCACCCCCUUCUCUUGGCGUAUAGGAGGUCCGCGCCGCGCUCCUCCUUCAAAAAAUUUUUCAAAUUUAUUUUUCCACCAUCGCAACUUUUUCCGUUGUUCCCAAGAAGCAGAGUCAAGCCGACGUGCGCAGCUACUGCCCCUCUUUCUCUGCGGCCAAGGACGCUUUUCCCUGUCGGCGCGUCUCGCAGCUGACUUGUUUAGAAUUCCAAUCUUUGAAGAGCUUUUUCAGCAUCUUCAUGUCCAUUCCCCAGCUUUUCUUUUGCUCCUGUGCCUGAUAUUUCGAGGACAGUAAAAAAACGCCAUCCUUCCA